This is a messenger RNA of Microdochium trichocladiopsis, 627 nucleotides long. RefSeq lists its product as uncharacterized. Gene Ontology annotation, molecular function: RNA nuclease activity; RNA binding. Bases 1 to 627 code for a protein of 208 amino acids. The transcript is spliced from 3 exons. NCBI's taxonomy places the organism in Eukaryota, Fungi, Ascomycota, Sordariomycetes, Xylariales, Microdochiaceae. The record is from RefSeq and is a predicted model, not a curated record.
AUGCAUAAGACCUUCCUCCGUGGUGUCUUGCUGCUUGGCUUGCCUGUCUGCCAUGCUCAUCUCGACGCCCAGCAUCCUCUUGCCCUCCCUCACGCCGACCACUACAACGAGGACCUUGGCCCCUUAGACCUUGACAGCCCUAUCACGACGCUCAAGUUCAGUGCCCCUGCAAACGGGAAGCAAUGCACUGCGCAGAACACGCAAUACGCGUUCACGAACGCGGAGCUCACAGACGCCCUGGAGAUGGCGGAGGCGUGCUAUGACUGGAACCAGGGAAGAGUUCCAAAGGCGCCUACCUGCUGCGAGAUGAGCCCAGGCCCGAACCCCACAAUCAGAGACGACUGCUGCAAAUAUGUUCGAGCCAAACCCCCGCCGAAGGGGUACCCGAGCAAAUUCGACAACAUGGGCAACAAGUUCCCAGUCCAGCGGCCCCCCAACCCCAAGGGCCAGUGGCCAAAGAGCCUGUGGGAGUUUCCUCUCCAGCCGGGCAGUCCGACGGCGUGGUGCGGCGGCGCGCCGGGUGCCGUGCGCCUCAUCAUGAACGACAAUUACGACUAUGUGGGGAUCCUCGUGCAUGACAAGGAAUUUGUCCAUCCUGGCUAUCAGGGUUUCGUGGAGUGCGUCUAG